UACGUAAAUCAAUUUAAUAAUUUAACAACUUAAUACCAUUUAAAUAGGCGAUUGUUAUUAAAUAUGUGAGUAGAGUUCAGUUUAAUCUGACAUUUAGUAAAGAAUGAAAAGAAAAAAUAUAAUGAUGUAAUUAACUUAAAUGUGAUUGGGCAACAAAAACCAUUGGCAAUAAUUGAUUUAUUCAUAAUGUGAAUAGAUCUAAUGAUUUAGAAAUUAAAAUUAUAUAAAAAUGAAAUGUUUACAAAUUAAUGAAUUACUGUACAUAUAUCUUUCUUAACAGUUAGAAGUAAUAUUUACUCUUCAGUUUGAAAAUGAAAUGUUUGUUUUUUGUUUCAGACUAGGCAUUUAAUUUUUAAAAUUUUAUUAAAAAAUUUCUACUCAUAUACCUGAAGAGGGCCAAUCAAGAGGCCAAAAAAUGUUUGUUUUUUAAGAAAAUAAUUGCUGAAAGAAGUAUUAAAUCACUAGAUGAAAGUGAAUAUACAAGCAUACUCCGCAGAACGGCUCGUUUACAUUUUCUCGGCUGUGUGUGUUUUGAUUUUAAUACCUAAAGUUCAUUAAACGUAGAUGUCUCUCUUAGCUGCAGGUUGACGAGUUUAUCGUGUGACACUUCCAACAGGUUCAUUAUCACUACGAAAGAAAUAUCAAGAUUUCCAUGAAAAUUUCUCAUCAGAAUCUCAAGAAUAUCAUAUUAAAUUACAGCUUUAUCAUCUAAAAUCAAUGUAUAAUUUCAUUUUUGAUUAGCAUAUAAGAAUAUUAAUAUAAAUUAACAUUAAAAGUACUUGAAUUUGUAAUACGUGACUGAAGUACAAAUUUGAAGCAGAAUUUAUAUAUAAAAUAUUGUGUGAAAUAAAAACUUAAUAAUUUUUUUUUUUAUAAACAAAAUCUACUUUUUUGAAUUCUCAAAUAAAAUGUGAAUUUUUAGAAAAUUAUCUAUAAAAACUUUAAUAAAAUUAUAAUGAAUUGAAUUGAAGAAUGAAGGGCGAAAAUUUAACAUCUGUGAUUACUGAUAAAAUGCCUGGACAUGUUACCGAUUGUGUGGAUAUUUUUGAGGAUUUUAAGGAAAAUUCCAUUCCAAUUAAUAAAAUAAAUGGACAUGAUGUGCCAGUAAAAAUGGAAUGUGAUAAUGUUUCAGAUUUGGUGAAAGUAAUUGAAAAUUCUGAUCAAAUUAAUCAACCUGACUUACUUAAUAGGACAGAAAAACAUUCUAUAGAAUGUACAGAUAUGAAUCACCCUAAUAGUUCAAAGUGUGAAAUAAAUUCUUCAACUAAUGAGGAAGUUAAUUUAUGUUUUGUAAAAAAAAGCGAUUCCUCUAAUUCAGUAUUAAAUAGUGCAGAAACUCAGGUAACAUCAAAUAGAAAUUAUAUUCAAGAUAAAAGUGAUAUAAGACAAUUAAGUAAUAGUUACUUCAGUAAGCCAGUGUCAUUAGAUAUUACUUCUUUAAAGUUAGAAAAGGUGCGAAUGGUCCUGAAUACAGUAUUAAAAGCACCCCUUCGAGAUAUGUUAAAAUCUAAAAUUGAAGCACCAGCAAAACGUACAACAGAAAAUGAAACUGUAAUACAAGAGUCGGUUGUAAAUACUAAUCAAGAAAAACCACAACAUUGGGACAGAUAUAAAAUAACACCAAAAAGAGUGAGAUUUCUUGCAGAAAACUGUUUUAAAGUCUGUGAUAAGAAUGAGAUCAAAACAUUAUUAAGUCCUUUGAUGAAAACAUCAUUAAGUGAAAUAUUAAGAUCUAAUGUAAACUCGCAAACAGUUAAUGAUCAGAAUAUUUUAAAUAGUGAUGAAUCAACAAUAGACUUAUCAUGUAGUGAUUAUCAGAAAAUCUUAAGUGAUGGUGAAAGUCUUAAUGAAAUAGAUAAACACAGUUGUCAUUCAGUAAAUUGCAGUGAAACUCAAAGUGCAAUAGAUGAUAAAAGAAUAACUGACAUACCAAUAAUUGAAAUCAAACAAGAAAAUAAUAUUAAUGAAAGAAUUGAUGCAUGUCAAAGAUUUCUUAGCAGUUUUACAAACAAGUAUAAUAGUAGUAAUGAAAUGGGUCAUAAAAGCAGUAGGGAAAAAUUAAGAAAUGCAAUGACACCAAUAUUGAAAAUGUCUAUAAGUGAUGUAAUAAGAAGAAAAUUGAGUAAAAGUGGAAUAAUAUUGAUGAAUGAUAAUUCGGAUGAAGUAAAUGAAAAAAUGCAAAAAUCAUCAAAUUGUUCAAAACUUUUAUCUAAUUCGUCUUCCAGUUAUAAAAAAUUUACUACUCAUGGAAGAAUUACAAGAUCAAAAUUACAUACAUUAUGUGAAGGUGGUAGAAAACUUCAAACUGACAAUCUAUUCAAACUUGUUAAAAAGAAAAAUAAAAUUUCUCAAAAAUCUUUAAUGAAGAGAAUUCCGGAGGAUCAACUGCCAAACUUAGUAUCACAGUUUACUGACCCUUUCGUGAUGCCAGAUCAGCGGCAAAACAUUCCACGUAAGAGGCGAAGAAGAAGAUACUUCAAAGGUGGUAAAUAUAAUCUUACUGUUCGCAGAAGAAGAAAGAAAGCUACAAAAAUUAUUCAUGAUGAUGAAGAAAUGAAUGUUAAUCAUUCAGAAGAACAGAAUCUUGUUAAAGAAAAAUGGCCUUCAGACAUUUCUGUGUAUGAUAAUUACUCAUCCUUUUCUUCAGAAUAUAGUUCUUUUAAUUGUGGUGAAGAAUUAAAUAAAAAAUUUAAAAACAAUCAAUUGGUAUUUACUCAAAUGGAUAAACUUAAUUCUACAAAACCAAACACAAAAGAAAAUUCACAAAUGAAUUCAGAAAUAUCUCUUUCCUAUAUUAAAAAUUCUCAAGAAUUUGCUCAAAAUAUUAAUUCUAAAUCUAUUCAGUUAGAUAAAAAAUUAAAUAGUAACUCUAGAAUAGUAAAUAGGAAAAAAAUUUAUAAUAUGCAUGUCAAUAAAAAGAAACUUUAUGCAGAUAAUGUAGAAAGUGAUAAUAUGCAUGAAAUGAGUGAUCAUAAUUCUUUAGAUAUACUAGAUUCAGCAUCCAUUUCGUAUACAAAUAAAAACAUAGAAAGAUCUCUUAUCGAUAAUGAAGAAAUAAGUAAUUACAUUAAUUUAUCAGAUAUAGAUCAAAAUGAAACUGAAAAUAGUUUAAUUAAAAAUUAUAGUAGAAUUUAUAAAGAAAUAAAUGCAUCUAAUAAAAUUUCCAAUAGUAAGCAUUUAUUGUUUAUUGAAAGGAAAAACAGUAGACAAGAAGAAAUAGAACAUGCAUACACCAAACCUAUAUCCAAUGAAGAAUAUUUAAAACUUAGUAAAUCAAUUGAAAGGAAUCAUUUUGAAGAUAUAAGAGAUAUUUCAAAUAAUGAUAGAAAAAUAAAGAAUUUUUAUGCAAUAAACAGUAAUCUAGAAACAAACAGUUUUAAAAUUUCAGAAUGUAGUAGUAAUAUUAAUUUUGAAAAAAAGGAUGGUAAACUAACUCCAGAAAAAGCAGGCGAUAGACUCAGAGAGUUAAUCACUGAGAAGCAAGCUGCUGGAGAUGAUGGAGUUUUUGUAACAAUAACAGUAAAUGCUGAAGGUAUUGUUGAAGAUAUAGAAAAAAUAGAGCCAUCAGCAUUUGUUGACAUAGGAUCUAUGUCAACAUUUGUUCCAAUUGAAGAAUCUUCAGAAGAGAUAGUGAUAAACAGUUCAAUGCCUGUUUUAGACUGUGUCCCAAUAAAUAAUAAUGACACAGACAUACAAUCUUCAGAAGUUACUGUCAUUCCAGAACCUUGCUAUACACUUGAAAUUCAAAAUGAUGAAUUGUCUACAGUAGAAACAGAACAAUUUCCUGAAUCAGAAAAAGUAAUAGAAGAAUCCUCUAGUACCAUAGAUUUUCAAAAUAAAAUUAAUGAAAUAAAACGUAAUAAUAAUAAAUCAAAAUCAUUGGCAAGCAAAGAAUUGGCAAUCAGUCGUUCAACCGAGUUAGCAAAUUUUAUGGAAAUUAAUGGAGAAAACAGUACAAAUUCAUUAAGCAGAAAAAAAGAAAAUGUAUCAUCUAUAAAUACUAAUGAAAUAAAUAAUGAUAUGGUAUGCAAUGUCAAAUAUCGCCAUCGGUCUAAACGAAAGUUACCAGAAGAUCACAUAGAUGUUGACUGUAUUAGCAUCACUUCUUCUAGUUCUACGGAAACAGAAAAGAAAUCAAAUCAUAAAAAACUUAAAGUGUGUCCUUCUCUAACUGAAGUAAAAUGCCCUAGUCCACCAAAGUUAAAAUUGCAGACAUGUUCAGUGUAUGAUCAUACUCAAAAAGGAGGACCAUGCCACAAAACUUUGCAUACCAAUCUUGUUGGACUUCGUUUGAUAAAGAAGCUUUUGACAAGUGAACAAAAUUUACUAAAGGAACGAACAGGAAUUAAUAUUGAUCAUCCCGGAUUGACUGUAUGUCAACAUCAUAAGAAAAUAUUUAUUGAUAAAUAUGAAGAUACUCUUAAGACAGAUGCUAGCUUCUCUUCGAGUAUCUGUACCUGUUACAAUAAACCAAUAGAAUGUGAAAAGAAGGAAACAGAUUCUCAUGCCAUAUACUGUCAGGCUAAAGAUUCUAUUGAUGAAAAGGUCAUUGGAUGUAGUAACAUUGUCAGUAAUCAUGUAUUAGUUCGUCCAUCAACAAUAAUUCCAUAUAUGAUGUUAUGUGAAGUUCAUAUGUGGAGAUUGCAUCAUCAUCAAUGUUGUCCAUGUUGUGGAAUUUUUUGCACACAAGGAACAUUUUCACAAUGCAUAUUGCAAAGGAAAACUCGGUGCCAGAUACAUUUAUUUCAUUGUCAUUGCAUCUCAUCUGUCAAUGGUUUGAGUGAAAAAUGUCCACAUUGUGGAGCAAAGUCUAAUUUUCGGAAGAUUAAAUUAGAGUUAAAUAUUCAUCGUUCACCAAGCAAAUUAAAAGAAAAAUCUUUAGUCAAAUCAGGUAUGAAAUACUUAUCUUCAAAUGAAGAGGAGAAAAAUGAAAAUAUUUGUAAACUGGAUAAUUCUGAUGAAUCAUCUGAAAAUAUUUCUCCAUCAGAAAGUCUCUCUCUCAACAAACUUCAACAACAAUCAUUAUUAUCAUUGAUGUCUGGAGAGAAAAUGAAUAUGCGGUUCACAAUAAAAUCUUUCUAUGGCCCAAUUAAAACAGGCGAUAUUGAUAAAUUCUUACAAAUGUUAGCAAUAGGUUUCAAUCCUAAUCAUAGAUUUGAAGAUCACGAAAAUGAAACACCUCUUCAUAUUGCUGCAUCACUUGGCCAUCUUGCUUUUGUACAAAUUUUAGUCCAGGCUGGAGCAUCGGUAGAUCAUAUGAAUAAUGAGCUUUUUACUCCAUUAAUGUUGGCCGUAGAAAAUAAUCAUUUGUCUAUAGUUUUAUAUCUCUUAGCAGCUGGUGCUCAGUUAGAUGCACGAAGUGAAGAUGGGAUGACUUGCUUACAUUUAGCAGCACAGAAUGGACAUAGUGAAAUAUGUAGUGUUUUAUUAAACACAAGAAGAAUUGAUAUUAAUGUUCAAGUAAGAUCAUUUCAAUAAUAAUAAAAUUGAAAAAUUU
This is a messenger RNA of Centruroides sculpturatus (bark scorpion), 5497 nucleotides long. RefSeq names its product putative leucine-rich repeat-containing protein DDB_G0290503. The transcript is spliced from 15 exons. NCBI's taxonomy places the organism in Eukaryota, Metazoa, Arthropoda, Arachnida, Scorpiones, Buthidae. Gene Ontology annotation, molecular function: zinc ion binding; p53 binding; histone methyltransferase activity. The record is from RefSeq and is a predicted model, not a curated record. The coding region runs from base 973 to 5478 and encodes 1501 amino acids.